Molecule: messenger RNA, 519 nt
Organism: Spirodela intermedia
Lineage: Eukaryota; Viridiplantae; Streptophyta; Magnoliopsida; Alismatales; Araceae
Source: the annotation of a GenBank genome assembly
AUGGGUGUGGUAGAUCUUGGCAGUCCCACUGCAAUCUUCAUACAAGGCGUCGAUGUUCGAAGGGAAAGGGUGCUUCCUCUUCUUGGUGGCCGCCAGGAGAACCUGGAGUAUGUGGACGAUGGGGCUCCCCUUGUUCUUCUUGUACCGGUAUCUCCUCGUCCCGGCGAGGAAGACUACGAUGGCGAUUAACAUGGCGAUGGAGCAAAUGGCGUAGGCCCAGCUCCGGCCGACCUCGUCCUGGAUGUAGACCAGCACGGUGACGGCCAGCAGUGUGCCGGUGCUGAUGAGGAAGAAGAAGCGAUUGAAGAAGAAGGCCAUCUGGACCUUCUCCCUCUCGUCCUUCUCGUCGAACUGGUCGGUUCCGAAGCCGGAAACGCUCGACUUCAGCCCGCCGGUGCCCAGUGCGAUGGUGUACAGUGCGAGGUAGAGGACUCCCAUUUGCAGCCCGUUGGCCCUCUCGCACACGCCGGCCAUGCAUGGCGGCGGCCGAAGGGACGGGAUCUUCGUCGACACAGAUAG